AUGAGAAAAUUAUGGUUAGAUGUUGAACCUGGAAAGGAUUUGAGACAAGAUAUUAUUUUUAAUUAUCCACAAGAAUUACCAAAAUAUCUGAGAGGAUAUCAUAAAAUUGAUAAAAAUGAAGCUAUUCAAUUUGCUGCUUUAAUUUUGAGAGCACAAACUAGGGAUGAUAAACAACCUCCAAUACAGCAUUUACAACAUAUUUUACAUGAAUUAAUACCUAUAGAUCUUCUCAAAUCUCAUAAUCCAAAUGAAUGGAAAAAAUUAAUUUCUGCUGAAUUACAAAAAGAAGGAAUGCCAAAAACAUCAACGGAAGCUAAACUUUGUUUUCUCCAAAGAAUUGCUAAAGAGCCGACAUUUGGGUCGGCGUUUUUUGAAGUAAAGUUUUUAUGA
Molecule: messenger RNA, 390 nt
Organism: Meloidogyne enterolobii
Lineage: Eukaryota; Metazoa; Nematoda; Chromadorea; Rhabditida; Meloidogynidae
Source: the annotation of a GenBank genome assembly